AUGGCUGAGUGUGAGCAUCCGCUGUUUGCCGACUCCUGGCAGUGGGGGCAAACUGAAGAAGAAAAGAAGCCCAGAGAUGGUGCCACACCUUCAAGCCAAGAACCUUGUGUGACUACACAGGAAACCUGGUCCUGGGACCAAUACUUAAAAGAAUGGAAUGCUGUGGCCGCACCAGUUGAGCUGUUUUCCAAGGAUCAAUCCUUUCCGGAGCAUGAAAAUGGCUUUCAGGUGGGAAUGAGACUGGAAGGCAUUGAUCCCAGACGUCCGUCUGUGUUCUGUGUGCUUUCUGUAGCUGAGGUGUGUGGUUACCGGCUGAGACUCCAUUUUGAUGGUUAUUUAAGCUGCUAUGAUUUUUGGACCAAUGCUGGUUCCCCUGACAUUCACCCAGUGGGUUGGUGUGAAAAGACCAAGCAUGAACUGCAUAUCCCUAAGGGUUAUAGAAAAGAUAGAUUUGUUUGGAUGGAUUACUUAAAGGCCUGUAAGUUGCAAAAUGCUCCUAAGAAACUAUUCAGAAACAGAAGUUCUAAUGGACCAGCGCAGAAGGAGUUUCAGGUUGGGAUGAAGCUGGAGGCUGUGGACAAGAGGAACCCUUGCUCGGUGUGUGUGGCGACAGUUGCUGAUGUCGUGGAAGACCGUGUGCGAGUGCAUUUUGACAGCCGGGAGGACAGCUUCGAUUACUGGUGUGAUGUUAGCAGUCCUUAUGUCCGGCCAGCUGGUUGGUGUCAGGAGAACGGACGGACUCUGGUGGCACCCCCAGGUUAUCCUGAACGAGAUAACUUUUCCUGGACAGACUACCUGCGAGCUACUCAAGCAAAGGCAGUCCCUGCCAAAGCCUUCAACACGAGGCCUCCACACGGCUUUUUGCCAAACAUGAAGCUGGAAGCUGUGGACAAGCGGAAUCCACGGUUAAUUCGUGUCGCCACCAUUGUGGAUGCUGAUGACCACAGGGUAAAGAUCCACUUUGAUGGCUGGGACCAUAAGUACGACUACUGGACAGAUGCCGAGAGCCCUGACAUUCACCCCAUCAGGUGGUGUCACAGGACAGGGCACCCCCUGGAAGUCCCGUAUGGGUCAAAUGAUGUGAAAAUCCUUCCAGGUCAAGCUGUGUGUCCUACUCCUGGGUGCCGAGGAAUAGGCCAUAUCCGUGGCCCACGUUAUGCGGGACACCACAGUGCUUUCGGAUGCCCAUAUUCAGACAUGAACUUGAAACGGGAGGCCCUGCUUCAGGAUCGCCCGAGAGAACAAACACAGACAAAUCUGGAAUCAGAGCCUUCCCAUGCCACGUCAGAAAACCUCUGUAAUUUGAAUUUCAACGGAAAAUGUGAAAAAGCGAACAGUCAGUCCAGACUUGUACAGCAGGCAAAGUGUUUGAAAAUCAAAGGAAAAGAAGAUAUUGACUUGGAUAAUCUCUUCAGAGAAUACUCAGCUGCACAGGUGCAGCGGGUGCUACAGCAGUCGGUCUCCAUGACAUCCAUGUCUGCCCGCCCUUUCCGAGACCUCCCCCUAGGCAGGGAGCAGCACUGCAAGCUGCUUCCAGGUGUGGCCGAUAUCCAAGCCAGCCGAGUGGCCAGAUGGACAGUGGAUGAGGUGGCUGAGUUUGUACAGUCCCUUCUGGGCUGUGAAGAACAUGCCAAGUGCUUCAAGAAGGAGCAGAUAGAUGGCAGAGCCUUCCUGCUUCUGACCCAAGCAGAUAUUGUCAAAGUGAUGAAGAUCAAGCUGGGUCCCGCACUGAAGAUUUACAAUUCUAUCCUGAUGUUCAGGAACUCCCAGGAUGUCACUGAAGAUGCUGCUGUCUCCGGCCAAGAAGCCAGGAGAUAA
Molecule: messenger RNA, 1818 nt
Organism: Psammomys obesus (fat sand rat)
Lineage: Eukaryota; Metazoa; Chordata; Mammalia; Rodentia; Muridae
Gene: L3mbtl4
Product: L3MBTL histone methyl-lysine binding protein 4
Exons: 17
Coding region: 1-1818 (605 amino acids)
Biological process (GO): regulation of DNA-templated transcription
Cellular component (GO): nucleus
Molecular function (GO): zinc ion binding; protein binding
Source: RefSeq, a predicted model, not a curated record